AUGGCAAGUAUUAUUUCUGACGUUGCGCAUCUUCGACAACAACAUGAUCAUGGUAAAAAGCAACAUGAUCAGUUAGUCGUUCAGUACGACAGCAAACCAUUUCAAGAUGGUGAUGAAUUGCAGAAAUCUGCCACUCAAACUGAGCCCAAUGUACAAAUUAACAUCGAAAAUGACCCGAAUAAACCUCAUUUAACUUUAAUUUUAGCCGACCCUGACGCCCCUCAACGCGGUAACGAACGUGCUGGUCCAUGGUCACAUUGGAUUAAAGCUGGAUUUCAAGGAAAUAAUGUUACCAGUGGUAAAACACUAGCUGACUAUCAAGGUCCAGCACCACCGUCUGGCACUGGUCCACAUCAGUACAUUUUUUUAUUAUAUAAAUCGGCAACAAAUGACUUCUCGAAACAUGGUGAAUCGAUUGCAGUUAGUGAUUCGGGCAAACGUAAACAAUUUCAUUUGAAGAAAUUUGAAACUGAUCAUCAAUUGGAGUUGGUGGCAACAACAUCAUACACAGUGAUCGGCUAA
Molecule: messenger RNA, 522 nt
Organism: Adineta ricciae
Lineage: Eukaryota; Metazoa; Rotifera; Eurotatoria; Adinetida; Adinetidae
Source: the annotation of a GenBank genome assembly